AUGUGUUGUGCGGUAAUCUCGUUGGGUGCAUUAAAUGCACCCAGAUCUUUGGGGUCCAUUUGGUGCGGCGAUAAUGGUAUGGCAAUCACUGGUUUGAGCAUUUGGGGAGCAGUUGGAGGCAGCGGAGCAGUUGGAGGCAGUGGAGCAGUUGGAGGUGGCGGUCGAAAUCGUCCUAGGCAAAAGGUGGUUCUCAAAGUUCUAACCAUAGCCGAUGAGAAGACCAAGAAAAAAGCCAUCGAAGCUGCUGCAGAUAUCUACGGGGUUGAUUCAAUAGCGGCGGAUCUAAAGGAACAGAAGCUGACGGUGAUAGGGCAGAUGGAUGCAGUGGCGGUGGUGAAGAGGUUGAAGAAGGUGGGAAAAGUGGACAUUGUGUCAGUUGGACCCGCAGUGGAAGAGAAGAAAGAAGAACCCAAGGAGGACAAACAAUAA
Messenger RNA from Hibiscus syriacus, 429 nucleotides. Its product is annotated as heavy metal-associated isoprenylated plant protein 39-like. The transcript is spliced from 3 exons. Lineage: Eukaryota; Viridiplantae; Streptophyta; Magnoliopsida; Malvales; Malvaceae. Gene Ontology annotation, molecular function: metal ion binding. The coding region runs from base 1 to 429 and encodes 142 amino acids. The record is from RefSeq and is a predicted model, not a curated record.